GGGGCCCCUCCCCCCUGCAGCCUGGCGCGCGCCGGCCGGGCCGCACCGCUGCGGGCUCAGCGCGCGCGGGCCAUGUCCGCCUUCUGCCUGGGGUUGGCCGGCCGCGCUUCAGCACCCGCAGAGCCGGACAGCGCCUGCUGCAUGGAGCUGCCCGCUGCGGCCGCGGACGCAGUCGGGAGUCCAGCCGCCGCCGCCCUCAUCUCCUUCCCCGGGGGCCCCGGGGAGCUGGAACUGGCGUUAGAGGAGGAGCUGGCGCUGCUGGCGGCCGGGGAACGGCCGUCCGACCCCGGGGAGCAUUCUCAGGCCGAGGUCAGGCCUCCGGCCGAGGGGUCCGGACUGCAGCCGCCACCCGCCCAGGAUCCCGAGCUGCUGUCUGUGAUCCGGCAAAAGGAGAAGGAUCUGGUGUUGGCGGCCCGGCUGGGCAAGGCGCUGCUCGAGAGGAACCAGGACAUGAGCCGGCAGUACGAGCAGAUGCACAAGGAGCUGACAGACAAGCUGGAGCACUUAGAACAAGAGAAACACGAACUAAGAAGACGAUUUGAGAACCGAGAAGGGGAAUGGGAAGGGCGUGUGUCAGAGCUAGAGAGUGACGUGAAACAACUUCAGGAUGAAUUGGAGAGGCAGCAAGUUCAUCUACGGGAAGCAGAUCGAGAAAAAACACGGGCGGUCCAGGAAUUAUCAGAACAGAACCAGAGGUUAUUAGAUCAACUCAGCCGGGCGUCCGAAGUUGAGAGACAGCUCUCCUUGCAAGUCCAUGCCCUCAGAGAAGACUUUCGCGAGAAGAACUCGUCCACCAACCAGCACAUCAUCAGGCUUGAAAGCCUUCAGGCUGAGCAGGUUCUUGAAAUCAAGAUGCUGUCGGAUCGGAAACGGGAGCUGGAGCAUCGUCUCAGUGCCACCUUAGAGGAAAAUGACCUGCUCCAGGGGACUGUGGAGGAGCUACAGGACCGGGUGCUGAUCCUGGAGAGGCAAGGCCAUGACAAAGACCUACAGCUGCAUCAGAGCCAGCUGGAGCUCCAGGAGGCGCGGCUCUCCUACCGACAGCUGCAGGGGAAGGUGGAAGAGCUCACCGAGGAGAGGAGCCUGCAGAGCUGCGCUGCCACCAGCACGUCCCUCCUGUCCGAGAUAGAACAGAGCAUGGAGGCUGAGGAGCUGGAGCAGGAGAGAGAGCAGCUGAGACUGCAGCUCUGGGAGGCCUACUGCCAGGUUCGCUAUCUCUGCUCGCACCUCCGAGGGAACGACAGUGCCGACUCAGCCGUCUCCACGGACUCCUCGAUGGACGAGUCUUCAGAAACUUCAUCUGCCAAGGAUGUGCCGGCCGGCAGCUUGCGCAUGGCCCUGAGCGAACUCAAGAGGCUGAUACAGAGCAUCGUGGAUGGCAUGGAGCCCACGAGCUCCCGGAGAAUUGACGAUGACUCCUUAGAGGAACAGAUAAGGCAGACCAGUGAGGACUCGAGAGCCCUAAGGGAACUCAUGGAGGGGGAGAGGGGUAAACUGAGGCAAAGCCUAGAGGAGCUGCAGCAACUCCACAGUCAGGUGACACUGCUGAGUGUGGAGAUGACUGCGCUAAAGGAGGAGAGAGACCGACUCAGAGUGACAUCUGAGGACAAGGAGCCAAAGGAGCAGCUUCAGAAGGCCAUCCGGGACCGCGACGAGGCCAUUGCAAAGAAGAAUGCUGUGGAGUUGGAACUCGCCAAGUGCAAGAUGGACAUGAUGUCUCUGAACAGCCAGUUGCUGGAUGCCAUUCAGCAGAAACUGAACCUCUCACAGCAGCUUGAGGCUUGGCAGGAUGACAUGCACAGGGUCAUUGACCGGCAGCUGAUGGACACGCACCUGAAGGAACGGAGCCGACCUGCUGCCGCCCUCUCCAGGGCCCACGGCGUGGGGCGUGGGGACGAGCCCAGCACCGCCGAAGGCAAGCGGCUCUUCUCAUUCUUCAGAAAAAUUUAGGUCAGGAGGAGUCAGGCCAGCAAGGAUGGGUGGACUAGAGGUGACUGAAACGGGGUGCGUGCGAGGGCCCAGCAUACCAUGCUUGCACACGAGGGCUGCCCUGGGCCAGCUCAGCGGCCACACUGCCCACCCACACUGGGACCGAGUCGUCCAGAAGGGCCCACUCGGCCUCUGAUGGCUGCCCUUGACAGAGGGACAGGCAGAAGCCCUGUUCCCACUGCCAGGCCAUGCCUGGCCUGGGCUUCCCCCUCAGAUCUGCUGUUGAGCAGGGCUCAGGCUGCCUGCAGAGCGGCCCUCCGGCUCUGCCGCACAGACGCAGAGGAUCGCAGCCCACCCUUCCGUGGCUCCCGCGUCCCAUCCCAGGCCCUGCUGCCCCCCUGUUCUGGAAUGCGGGGAACAGAAGGAAUGGAGGCCAUCUCUGCAUGCCUCAGGAGGCUGUCACGCCCCCCCCCCCCCCCCCCCCCGCUGGCCUGAGCUGCAGGGGGGCCUAGUCCUCAGGGACACCAGGUCUAAGGCUGAGCCUCCACCUCUCCCCCGGUCUCUGGCCCAGGGAGGAAGGGGAGGCGGCUCCUCCCCCUCGUGCAUGCACCUCUUUCGCGGGAGGCCCAGCCUGCGGGGCUGUUCUGUUCUCUUGCAUUCGGCCACGAUGCGCUCUCCUGAGGCUUGGCUGUCGCCAUCCCGAGAUCAGGAGGAAGAAGGGCCCUGCCCCCUGGCCACCACUGUUCUCCCUCCCUGGCCUCCAGGCCAGCCGGUGUGUUCACGGGCCCUCUGCAGGCGUUAGCCAUCCAGUCCUUUUCCCUUCAUGGGGCCAGAGCCGGGAGGAGGUCCGCUCCUCUUCCCACAGCCCCCCGUUACCCGCCACAUACAAGUUCUUGGCUCAGCCAAGUGAGUCCAGGCCACAGAAUGGCCCCAGAGGGGUCUGCGGUCAGCCACCUCCAGCUCGAGGGCAGCGUUGGCACCACAGGGCGGAUGCCACCAGAUACUGCCCCCCAGGCCUACAGAAGGAUGAAUCCUGCAACCUGCUGCUUCUGCUCCUUCCUCGGCAGCCACUCCACCUUCUCUGCUGAGGCCCUCGCUCGGAGGCACCCGGGCUGAGCCAGCCCGCAAGCAAGCUGCUUUUACAAAGGAUCAUCUCCCUCCCUCACACGGGAAAAGCACAGCAGGGAUGAGCGGAAAGAAUGUACCUAUAGAUAUGUACAUACCACAGUGCUGUAAUUUUGUAUGUAGCAAUCAUGUAAAUACAUGUAUGGAUUUUAUAAUAUACAUAUUAUAUAUAAAUCUAUAAAGGCAUAUUUUUAGAAAAACAGCGCACCACUGCUUCUUUUGAAAAUAGUCGAAGAAUAAAAUGAAUUUCUACAGAG
Ailuropoda melanoleuca (giant panda) is the source of this 3311-nucleotide messenger RNA. RefSeq names its product BICD family like cargo adaptor 1 (gene BICDL1). The record is from RefSeq and is a predicted model, not a curated record. The transcript is spliced from 11 exons. Lineage: Eukaryota; Metazoa; Chordata; Mammalia; Carnivora; Ursidae. Gene Ontology annotation, biological process: Golgi to secretory granule transport; vesicle transport along microtubule. The coding region runs from base 73 to 1950 and encodes 625 amino acids.